Molecule: messenger RNA, 1098 nt
Organism: Saccharomyces kudriavzevii IFO 1802
Lineage: Eukaryota; Fungi; Ascomycota; Saccharomycetes; Saccharomycetales; Saccharomycetaceae
Gene: GLE2
Product: RNA export factor GLE2
Exons: 1
Coding region: 1-1098 (365 amino acids)
Biological process (GO): transcription-dependent tethering of RNA polymerase II gene DNA at nuclear periphery; RNA export from nucleus
Cellular component (GO): nuclear pore
Molecular function (GO): ubiquitin binding; RNA binding
Source: RefSeq, a predicted model, not a curated record
AUGUCUUUCUUCAACCGAUCAAACACAACUUCCACUUUAGGAACGAGCACUGCAAUGGCUAAUGAAAAGGAUUUAGCUAGCGACAUCGUCAUUAAUAGCCCUGCAGAAGACUCAAUAUCGGAUAUUGCGUUUUCGCCCCAACAAGAUCUCAUGUUUAGCGUCACUUCAUGGGACGGUAAAGUACGUAUUUGGGAUGUCCAAAAUGGUGUACCUCAAGGCAGGGCUCAAUACGAAAGCUCGAGCCCGGUCUUAUGUACUAGAUGGUCAAGUGAUGGUACAAAAGUUGCUUCAGGCGGGUGCGAUAAUGCGCUGAAGCUGUACGAUGUUGCCAGUGGGCAAACACAACAAAUUGGGAUGCAUAGUGCACCAAUAAAAGUACUACGGUAUGUUCAAUGUGGGCCCUCAAAUGCAGAGUGUGUAGUAACGGGAUCUUGGGAUAAAACCAUAAAAUAUUGGGAUAUGAGACAGCCGCAGCCUGUAUCAACACUCAUGAUGCCUGAAAGAGUGUAUUCUAUGGAUAGUAAACAAUCUUUAUUGGUAGUUGCUACUGCUGAAAGACACAUAGCCAUCAUCAAUUUAGCCAACCCAACAAGCAUAUUCAAGGCAACCACAUCGCCUUUGAAAUGGCAGACACGAUCUGUAGCAUGUUAUAAUGAAGCAGAUGGAUAUGCGAUUGGUUCUGUGGAAGGUAGAUGCUCCAUAAGGUAUAUCGAUGAUGGCAUGCAGAAAAAGUCGGGAUUUUCAUUUAAAUGCCACCGUCAAACCAAUCCUAACAGAGCACCUGGCUCUAAUGGUCAAUCGUUGGUGUACCCGGUGAAUAGUAUAGCAUUCCAUCCAUUGUAUGGUACUUUCGCUACGGCCGGUGGUGAUGGUAGUUUUAACUUUUGGGAUAAGAAUCAAAGACAUAGAUUGAAAGGUUAUCCUGCAUUGCAAGCAUCCAUUCCUGUGUGUAACUUCAAUAGAAAUGGUAGUGUAUUUGCCUACGCCUUAAGUUACGAUUGGCAUCAGGGUCAUAUGGGAAACAGACCAGAUUACCCAAACGUCAUUAGGCUACAUGCCACAAGUGAUGAAGAAGUUAAAGAGAAGAAGAAAAGGUAA